Messenger RNA from Echinops telfairi (small Madagascar hedgehog), 294 nucleotides. Its product is annotated as 60S ribosomal protein L37a-like. The transcript is spliced from 2 exons. The record is from RefSeq and is a predicted model, not a curated record. Gene Ontology annotation, molecular function: structural constituent of ribosome. NCBI's taxonomy places the organism in Eukaryota, Metazoa, Chordata, Mammalia, Afrosoricida, Tenrecidae. Gene Ontology annotation, biological process: translation. The coding region runs from base 1 to 294 and encodes 97 amino acids. Gene Ontology annotation, cellular component: ribosome.
AUGAAGCUAGUUUGUGGCCAGUUGGCCAAACGCACCAAGAAGGUUGGGAUUAUGGGUAAAUAUGGGACCUAUUACGGUGCCUCCCUCUGGAAAAUGGUGAGGAAAAUUGAAAUCAGCCAACAUGCCAAGUAUACUUGUUCCUUCUGUGGCAAAACCCAAAUGAAGAGCCGAGCUGUGGGGAUUCGGCACUGUGGCUCCUGCCUGAGAACAGUAGCUGGAUGUCCCUACACCACCACCUUCGUGGUCACAGCAAAGUCCGCCAUCGGAAGUCUGAAGGAAUUGAAAGACCAGUAG